Umbelopsis ramanniana AG is the source of this 1249-nucleotide messenger RNA. RefSeq lists its product as uncharacterized. Gene Ontology annotation, cellular component: membrane. The coding region runs from base 23 to 1183 and encodes 386 amino acids. Gene Ontology annotation, molecular function: molybdate ion transmembrane transporter activity. Gene Ontology annotation, biological process: molybdate ion transport. The record is from RefSeq and is a predicted model, not a curated record. NCBI's taxonomy places the organism in Eukaryota, Fungi, Mucoromycota, Umbelopsidomycetes, Umbelopsidales, Umbelopsidaceae. The transcript is spliced from 8 exons.
CCUACACAAUUCCAAUCCUGGCAUGUCAUUCGAUGAAGAAUCUAUACUGAGACGCAACAGGCCCAAUCGUGACGACAAGCAGCUUAACCGCCUCAGUUAUGUGUACCUUGUAGUGUAUUAUACAGUUAUGGUGUCAGAUUGGCUUCAAGGCCCUUAUCUUUACAAACUCUACCAGUCAUAUGGGUAUACAAUGCAAGCUAUUGCAUAUCUAUUUAUGACAGGAUUUGUAUCAGGAGCCAUCGCAGGAACCACCAUGGGAGGUUUGGCAGAUACGUGGGGAAGAAAGAAAAUGUGCUUAAUAUUCUGUCUUACUUCGUCCAUAUCGUUAUUCUUGCGAAUUGCAACUUUUAGCUUUCCCAUCCUGUUGGUGUCUCAUCUUCUAUCUGGGCUAUCUGCUGGAUUGUUGUUCACUGUGUUCGAAACCUGGCUUGUAGCUGAAUAUCAAGAUCUAGGACUUCCAUCGAGACUGCUGGACAGGUUAUUCGCCACCGCAACCUUUGGUAAUGGCCUGUGCGCGAUCUUCGCGGGGAUUGUAGCCAAUUGGGCAGUAGACUCACUCGGCAUCCAAGCUCCAUUUAUGGUCGCAAUUGGCUUUUCAAUAAUGGGAGCCUGUUUAAUAAGUGUACUUUGGAAAGAGAACUAUGGAAUAACCAAAGACAUGGGUGGCCAAUCACUGAAAGAGACAAUUGCUGAAGGGCUCAAUGUUCUUUUUCAAGACAAUAGAAUUUUCUCGCUAGGGCUCGCUCAAACGUUAUUUGAAUGUUCCAUGUACAUAUUUGUUCUGCUAUAUACCCCAGCAUUAGAGCAAGCGCUUGAGAAUCAAGAUGACUACGUGCCAUUCGGUUACCUGUUUUCUACUCUUAUGGUGGCUGUCAUGCUUGGUUCACAAAUAUUCCGCGUCCUGACGCAGAAAAAUCGGAUCUGGGGAAAGUCAAUAUUUAACUGGUCCAUUACAAAAGGUACAAUACUUUCCCUGACUCUGGCGAUAUCGGCUGGUUCCUUCGGGGCAAUGACAUUAUGGACCAAUAAUGUCAGAGUCCUUAUUCCUGCCUAUCAUGUAUUCGAGUUCUCAGUUGGUGGACUCUAUAUCCAUGACCAUGUUGUUUGCGAUUUGUGCAUGUAUGAAUGCUAUCGGGGCAAUCAUUGUCGGCAUACUGCUCCGAACAAUAUAGAAGUAGUGUGAUUUUAACUUGGUGCUCAUACAACCAACACCGAAAGCAUUUUGAGCGGCGUACCCAACAUCUUUUUU